This is a messenger RNA of Suillus discolor, 1108 nucleotides long. Its product is annotated as isoprenoid synthase domain-containing protein. The transcript has 4 exons. Gene Ontology annotation, molecular function: carbon-oxygen lyase activity, acting on phosphates. Lineage: Eukaryota; Fungi; Basidiomycota; Agaricomycetes; Boletales; Suillaceae. The coding region runs from base 161 to 853 and encodes 230 amino acids. The record is from RefSeq and is a predicted model, not a curated record.
GGGCAACGAGGUAUGAUAUUAUUUUUAGAGCGAAUCCUAAAUUAGAUUGGAGAAUCAUAGGCCUUUCAGGCUGGUUUCCCAUAACAUAGAAACCCGGCCUGAAAGCCUACCUUUUGCCUCCGGAAACUGCUGCCUGAGGUGCCUUCCUGAUGCAGCCAAGAUGUGGAUGUGCCUGUUCACUGCAAUCGCCACCCGCAUCGAUGACAAGGUGGUCAGGGGAGAAGACAUGAUGGAUGUCUACCAUUUCAACGAGCGGUUUGUGAGCUGCCAACCACAGGGUGAUCCAAUCCUGAACGCGCUCGAUGUGAUCUUGCGUGAGAUCACCUGCCUUUAUUCCCCGCUGGUGUCGAAUUUUAUCACUGCGUACACACUCAACUUCAUGAGUUUCAACUGCCUCGAUAGUGAGACUAAAGACAUGCAGAUCUCGCUCAAGGCUCCGUUGUACCCAGAGUAUUCUAGGGUCCUAUCAGGCAUGCCGGAUACAUAUGGGUUUUUUGCCUUCCCUUCCAUGCUCCCAAUCCGGGAAUACAUUCAAUGCAUGCCGGAUCUAAGGAUUGUCAUAAACCACACAAAUGAUAUACUAUCUUACUACAAGGAAGAGAUGGAAGGCGACAACACAAACUACUUGUCGCUCAUGGCAGCCUCUCGUACCUCCACCUUGAAACAGGAUGCUCUGCUCGAACUGAUCGAGAAAACUGUACAAGCACAUCACAAUAUCCUCGAAUACCUCAGACCUGGUUCAGAGGCCUGUGAUGCCUACGUCAGUUUUUUCGAAGGAUAUGUCAAAUUCCAUGUUGCCUUGAAAAGGUACAAGCUGAAAGAUAUCAUGACAGAGAUGUCCUCUUCCGAUUGAUGGAUGUUCAUUCCCCUCGCUGCGCCCUCGGGCUGUCUGUCAGCGGGGGUGUUACUUGGCUUAUCUUCAUAUACUUAGCUCGCUUUGUACGUGAUUCAGGCUUAGAGUGUUACUAGUAUACAACGUUGGAUGGUCCUCUUUUUUACCACUUGCUCUGAGUUGGCCUGCACCUCAAGUUUCAUUGCAGACCCAUUUCGUACCUUUUCACCAUGUCAUCUCUGCUGUAAUUGUAAAUGAACGUUAAAUUAUAGUCUU